CCCUGGCAUGAUAAAAAGGCCUUGCCGCCGAGAGGGAUCAUGCAGUGCACGCGGACCUUCACAUCAGACAGCAUGAACUCCUACGUAAUCCUCCUCUCGCUGGUGUCGGCCGCCAUGUGCGCGCCUCAGAACUACAACCGCUUGUCUGGCCCCUUCGAAAUCAUCCCAAUAAUCAGCGAGCGGAGCAGCGGCCCCCUCAACGGCGCCUACAACUUCGAAUUCGAAACCGGCAACGGCAUCCGACGCAACGAACAGGGCAGCCCGUCGGGACCUAAUGGAGCUGUUGUUUCUCAGGGAGGAUGGACAUUCACGUUCCCGGACGGCACUCCGGCUCAGUUCAGUUUCGUGGCGGACGAAGGAGGCUACCGCGUGGAGUCUCCACUCUUGCCCCAACCUCACCCCCUGCCUCGCCACGCCAUCGAGCAGAUCGAGAAAGCUCGCCAAGAAGAAGCGUCGGGAAUCUUUUACGAUGAACAGGGAUUCAGAACUGGCAGUGGCAGCCGACCCACAUAUAAUUGAGGAAUGAUUUUACGAAAGGUUAUCACUGCCGCUCAGAAUGACUGAUGAUUUUGAAAAGUCUUUAAGAAGCCGCAAAUGAUUAUUUUCUGUGAUUUAUAAUUAAUAAGGAGCGUUUUACUGCCGGACGUUUAAAGUUUCAUUAUGCCUACCCGAACCGCAACCGAUGAAAUUGAAACAAGCAUAUCGACUCGAACGAUCGAAGAUGAGGAGCGUGAAUAAAAAUGAUUUCACUUUCUUGACAUUCUGACGCUAAUUCUUAUUCUUAACCCGAAACUUAAUAACUUUAAAAUACAUACUUUCUAAUAAAUAUGCCCUUUGAUUUUGCACGUGUCGUGCAACUUUCAAUAUUUAUAUUAAUUCAUUCUUAUCUUCAUUUCAUUCCUAUUAUAAUGUCUUCUUCGUGAAUUUGUACUUGAAUAAAUGCAUUAAAUAAUG
This is a messenger RNA of Hyalella azteca, 954 nucleotides long. Its product is annotated as cuticle protein AMP5. The transcript is spliced from 3 exons. The coding region runs from base 40 to 519 and encodes 159 amino acids. NCBI's taxonomy places the organism in Eukaryota, Metazoa, Arthropoda, Malacostraca, Amphipoda, Hyalellidae. The record is from RefSeq and is a predicted model, not a curated record.